AUGAUGGAGAACUCGUUCAUGUCAACUGCGCGAUUCCGGCGUUCAUCGCAGGACAGCAGUGUCCUCAUGCAGGCGCAUGCAGAACGGCGGCGCUCAUCUAGCCAGAGCGAUGCGACACCGCGACAGGGAGGAUUGCUGCAGGGCGGCGGUGGAAAUAGCACGCCCGCGGGCACUGCCCCCAGCAGUGAUGCUGUCCCACCGAGCGCUGACACUCCCCCCAAAAGACUUGCCUUUCUCCCAGAAUUGCUAUUGUCUGCCGCUUCAGGGAGCUCAGCUUUAAUCCAGCGUUCCUCGCCCAUCCCUUCCCAGUUUCUUCCAGUGCGCUCCCAUUCUCGCGCAGAGUCCACUCUCGGCACCAUUCCCCGUGAGCCUUCCCCUUCACCGACACCGAUGACCGCGACAUCCGGCGCGCAGGUCAAGGGCCACAUAUCCCCGACGAAGGCGUCCUCGUCGCGGACAUACGAUUCGAAGCUCGUCUCCCGUGAGAUGCAUCGACUGGGCAACCUCGCACACCUCCCAUCCCUUGCUCCUGCUCUCUCUGCUGCACAGUCCACGGUUUCCCUUGGCAUGGCUCCAUCCGCCGGAUCGAGUAUGUCGUCAGGUUCGUCCGGCGAAAAUCCGUGGGCUUCGCUCCAUGUCCAUAUCCUUCCGCUUUUCAACGGCGAGCCACUGCGAGUUCCACUUGAGGACCUGAAUCAGCUUGUGAAGCGCCACGUCCAAAUUGUCGUGUCCGCGUCGCCAUCCAAGGCACUCACUACACUGGAGCAUGAUACAUCAGAGUUACUUGCAUCAGGUAUGGUAACGCUGAACGCGAAGUUGUCGGGCAUAGAGGACGAGAAGUUGGUAGCAAGGAUAGUAGAGCUCUGGGGUUUCUUCUGGGACCAGAUCCUGCCAUACGUUGAAGGCGCACUGCUGCCGCUGCAGACAGACCCAUUACUGCUAUCACUGUACCGUAUGCCAAAGGCGCACAAAGCAAACUCACCAGUGACAUCGCAGAACGGCAAGGGCUCGAUCUCGUCCUUGAUGCUUCAGUCCACGCCCCAGAUCGAUGUACGUACAGUGGCGCUCCAGUCUUUCCGUGACCGAAUCAUUCUUCCACUCUUCCCGCGACUGUAUGCGCGCCUUACGCUUCCUAAAGAAGAGGCUGAGAACCCGGUCCUCCAGCAGCCGCGCCUACAGCAAAUGCUGCUCGUACUCGUAUCACAGCACCCGCAACGUGCGCCUACGUUCUCGCUCACCGCACCUCCGCCGCCGCCAAGCGCGGGUGAGGCAGCAGUACAGCACCUCCUUCGCGCAGUGCGUGCGCCAUUACCUCAUCUGCAGCGCGCCUCCGCGGGCACGGGUGCGCCGUCGUUCGUCGCUGACGGGCUUCCACGCGACCGCCGUGGGCGCAUCGCCCAAAAAUAUGACUACCCCGCGGAUGUCGACGAGGAGGGUGGCGAGACCCCGCGUAUUGGCGGCGUUGGAGGUGUCGCGUUCACGAGCCCGCGACGCGAGAAGGAGUUCUUUGACUCGCUCAGAAGUCCAGACGUGGAUACCUGGGACGAGAGCAUACACCGAGGCGAGGAGGAAGGCGGGAUCGAGGAGGAUGCGGAAAAGGAUUCGGGCCAGCAGCACAACAUUAUGAACCGGUUGGCAGGCAUGAGCCGCCGAAGAGAAGCGAUUUGA
This is a messenger RNA of Sparassis crispa, 1668 nucleotides long. RefSeq lists its product as hypothetical. Gene Ontology annotation, cellular component: TORC2 complex. Gene Ontology annotation, biological process: TORC2 signaling. The coding region runs from base 1 to 1668 and encodes 555 amino acids. Lineage: Eukaryota; Fungi; Basidiomycota; Agaricomycetes; Polyporales; Sparassidaceae. The record is from RefSeq and is a predicted model, not a curated record. The transcript is spliced from 7 exons.